Impatiens glandulifera is the source of this 8290-nucleotide messenger RNA. RefSeq lists its product as uncharacterized. Bases 176 to 7723 code for a protein of 2515 amino acids. The transcript is spliced from 36 exons. NCBI's taxonomy places the organism in Eukaryota, Viridiplantae, Streptophyta, Magnoliopsida, Ericales, Balsaminaceae. The record is from RefSeq and is a predicted model, not a curated record.
CACGGCUUCAUCAAGCUUUGACCUCUCUCUCCGCAAGCUUCUGCAGUAUGAACGGUGAUGGGUGGUGUUACUGAUUGUUUGACGGCAACGACUACCCUUUACUGAAGUUCCGAUCACCACUGGCGAUGACCCCUUAUCAAAUUUGCGAUCUUUCUCUCGAUUAAACUCUUUGUCCAUGGAGGAUACAAAUACGGAGUUACUUUCUCGGGUUGCGGCUAAUCAUCUCAUCUUAGCACAAUUUGAGUCCUUCCGGGCAAUCAUUAGCACUCUCCGCGUCAGACAACCAAACCUCGCACGAGCCAUUCUACAGAAUGUCGUUGCUAAUUCCGGAAAAUUGGAUAGUGUCCUCUGGUCGGAGUCUUGCCCUUCUCCCGCUCUACUCGCGUAUUUGUCAUGUAUCGAGCUCCUCCAGUUCGACGACCCAUCAUCUAUAUGGAGUUUCGAUCCUCACACGUUGCGUCUGCGCGUUGAGUUAUUGCUAUACGUUGAAAUGAUUACUUCCAGGGUUUCUGAGAGCCUUCAUAACGCUGUUGAUUUGGAGGGAAUUGAGAAGGUUGCUGAUAAACUGACUCAAGAAUACUCGCAAACUGAACUUUUAACUAGAAACGAGGAGUUGAAAGAGUUAGACAAAGAUACUUCAGGGCCAUUAAGAGUCUUGGAUAAGAUAUCAGCUCUGGCGACUUGCAGGCUGAGUCCUGAAUCUGUUGCUGUUGAUGAAGAAGUAGGUAGGGAGUCUUCAUAUGAGGUCGUUUUGGAGGAGUUCGAACUUACAUGUUUGCAAUCAGCUGUAUUGGAGAAUGCAGACAUAUUUGAUGCUUUAUGCAGGAAUAUUCACAGACAAGUCAUGAGUGUCGAACCUGAGGAUCCAGGAUUAGCAAUUACAUUACGAGUUGAAAGGAAGCCAUCAAUCUCUGACGGAGCUAAAAUGCUAAGACUAAUACAGAAGGCUGUUCAGAUUGCACAUUUAGAUGCCAUGAAGGAAGGAUUGAAAAACAAGGAAGAGAAGCAAGUCUUGUCUCAUAUCCGGUUCCUUCAUAUGGACUAUGGAGUGGAAGAGGCCAAAUACCGCACGGUCUUGCGUGAUAUCGUGAAGAGAAUAGUGCUGAGAAAGGCUGAAUAUGGAGAUACCUGGAUUGCAAUGAGAGAGAAGUUAUUGUUUAUUUAUGGAGAAGCUAUUUCAUCAAACUGCUCACUUCUUGUUCAAAUGAUCCAGGAUAUCCAGGAUGAUGUGCUUUCUGAAGAGAUUAACAUGCAUAGAGCAGCAGAUAAUGAGCAAAUUCCUCCUCCACUCGCACGUCUUCUAAGUCUUGCUACAAACAUGGAGCAUGGGAGAGAUUCAGUUGACAUAACUGCCCUGUUGAAAGAGGCAGUUUCUUAUUGCACAAGAGAAAUGUACCAUUAUGCCAGGGUUUCUGGAGUGCAUAUACUAGAUAGUGUCAUGGACACUGCUCUCUCUGCUAUUAAGAAAGGACAACUUCAAGACGCUAGCAUUGUUCUUUCGCUCUUUCCACGGCUUCAACCUCUGGUUGCUGCCUUGGGUUGGGAUGUAUUGUCUGGGAAAACAUCUGCUAGGAGGCAGCUAAUGCAACUUCUUUGGACAAGCAAGUCACAGGUCUUACAGCUGGAAGUGUCUUCUUUAUAUGGAAAUCAACAGGAUGAGGUCUCCUGCAUUGAACAUCUUUGUGAUUAUUUAUGCUAUCAGCUGGAUCUUGCAUCUUUUGUCGCCCAUGUCAAUUCUGGUCUAGACUGGUCCUUAAAAUCUUCUUUGCUAAUGUAUCGCAAAGAAUCAAUUGGGUUCUCAAGUGAGGAUGCUGACAUGGAUCCAUUUGUUGAGAAUUUUGUGCUGGAAAGAUUAUCUGUUCAAAGCCCCCUACGGGUUUUAUUUGAUGUAGUUCCAAACAUAAAAUUUAAAGACGCAAUUGAACUGAUUAGCAUGCAACCAAUUAAUUCCAAGAUGGCUGCAUGGUGGAGGAUGCAGGAUAUUGAACUAAUUCACAUGCGUUAUGCACUUGAAUAUGCUGUCCUUGCUUUGGGAUCUAUGGAGAAGAGUAUGAUUGAUGAAAUGGGGUAUGGUAGUAAAAAAGCAUUGCAGCAUCUGAAGAGUCUAGGAAACCAUCUGGAAGCUAUUAUUACCCUCCCUCGCAAGGUGUUGAUGUUGAAUGUUGUCAUCUCGCUAUUGCAUAUGGAUGAUCUUUUUCCUACCUUUUCUCAUUGUGCACUUAUUAGCCAUCCAGAAUUGUCCAAAGAUUCUACCGGGGAGGAAACUGAUGGUGCAAGUAGUGGAGGAGGAAACAAGAUGGCUGUGUCUUUCAUACGUUUGCUGCUUGAUAUAUUGCACCAGAAUUUACCACUUAGUGUAUUUGAACAACAGAAUCCUGGCCCUAUCCCAUCUGACGGGAUCCAAGUAAUGGAAUGGAGAGUAUCUAAGGCUAGAAGCUUUAUUGAAGAUUGGAGGUGGCGUUUGUCAAUUUUGCAGCGCCUUUUGCCAUUAUCUGAACACCAAUGGAGAUGGAAAGAAGCAUUGGCUAUCUUACGAGCAGCUCCCUCCCAGCUACUUAACGUUUGCAUGCAAAGGGCAGAGUAUGACAUUGGAGAAGAGGCUGUACUUCGUUUUGGCUUACCUCCGGAAGACCGAGCAGCCCUUGAAUUAACUGAAUGGGUAGACAGUGCCUUCAAAAGAAUUUCUGAGGAGGACGUUGUCACAAGAGCAGUUGAUGAUAAUUCUUCUGUCCAAGAAUUAGAUAUUUCUUCCUUGCGCUCACAGCUAGGUCCUUUGGGUGCUAUUCUUUUAUGCAUUGACGUUGCUGCAACUUCAGCAAAAUCGACUACUGUGUGCCUGAAACUUCUAAAUCAGGCUCAGGUUAUGCUGUCACAAAUAUAUCCUGGUGCUCCUCCAAAACUAGGCCCAUCUUACUGGGAUCAAAUACUUCAACAUGUGACUAUUUCUGUGACAAUGCGAAUUCUCAAAACUUUACAUGAAUUGGCUGAACAGGAUAAAUCUCCGCCACUUCAAAGCAUUUUAUCUGGGGGAUUUCUAACUUAUUUGCCAAAGGACCUGUAUCGACAAGUACAUAGGGAGCGAGCACUUGGUAUACUACAACAAAUGAUUGAAGAUGCUCACAAGGGGAAGAGGCAAUUUCUAACUGGUAAACUUCACAAUCUUGCGAGGGCUAUUGCUGAUGAAGAAACUGAGAGAGAUCAUAUGAAGGGGGAAGGCUUAUAUUUUGAUAAGGAUCGUAUUCUUGGGCUGGGUUUAAAAAUUGGUACGCAAAAAUCUAACACUGGAUGUAAUGAAAAUAGCAUGCAGCUUGGUGACUAUGAUGCAAAAGAUACAGGGAAGAGAUUGUUCAACCCCUUAACUGGGAAGCCAACAACAUAUCUUUCACAAUUUAUCCUCCACAUUGCUGCUAUUGGCGACAUAGUUGAUGGGACUGAUACAACACAUGAUUUCAACUACUUCUCGCUGGUAUUUGAGCGGCCAAAAGAUCUUUUAACUCGGCUUGUCUUUGAAAGAGGCAGCACCGACGCAGCUGGAAAAGUAGCAGAAAUUAUGUGUGCUGAUUUUGUUCAAGAAGUAAUUUCAGCAUGUGUACCCCCUGUUUAUCCCCCUCGGUCUGGACAUGGUUGGGCUAGCAUUCCUGUAAUUCCUACUUCUCCUACGACUUUUUCAGAAAGCAAAGCACUCUCACCUUCCUCAAGAGGCACCAAGCCUAACUCUUUAAGUGGGUCUUCAAAAAUGGCAGGAGUUCCUUUGUACCCUCUUGAGCUGGAUAUAGUUAAGCAUCUGGUUAAACUAUCUCCAGUCAGGACUGUUUUGGCAUGUGUGUUUGGCAGUCGUAUUUUAUACAGUGGAAGUGACUCUGCCAUUAGCAGUACCCUAACACAAAUACAACCUGAUGAUGACAGGUUGUUUUAUGAGUUCGCUCUUGACCAAUCUGAGAGGUUCCCAACUUUGAACCGUUGGAUACAAAUGCAAACCAACCUUCACAGAGUUUCAGAGUUUGCUGUAAUGGCUGAUGAUGCAGUACGUGACCAUGGUAUAGUUAAGCCUGGGAAAAGAACUGGCAUCAAGCGUUUUCAUGAACAUGAUAGUGAUACUGAGUCUGGAGUAGAAGAUAUCAAUGCGAGUAUUAGCACAUAUAUAGCUUUGCCAGAUCUCAAGAAUUCUUCUAGUGUAUCUUCUGACCAUUGGCAUGAAACAUCAAACUCAGAGCUUCCAGGUUUCGAUGCUAAGGUCUUCCUUUCAUUUGAUUGGGAGAAUGAGGUGCCCUGUGUAAAAGCUGUUGACAGAUUAAUAGAAGAGGGAAAAUUGAUGGAUGCCCUUGCUCUUUCUGAUCGAUGCUUACGUAACGGAGCAUCAGAUAAGUUACUUCAACUUCUCAUUGAACGAGGAGAAGAGAAUGAUAAUACCAGUUUACAAUCUCGUGGAUUUGGUGAUCAUGGCUUGUGGAGCAAUAGUUGGCAGUAUUGUCUACGCCUGAAGAAGAAGCAGCUUGCAGCCAGAUUGGCUCUCAAAUAUUUGCACAAAUGGGAGCUGGAUGCUGCUCUGGAUGUUCUCACUAUGUGCAGCUGCCAUUUGCCUGAAAGUGAUCCACAUAAGUAUGAGGUUGGGCAAAUGAGGCAAGCUCUCCUUAGGUACAAGCAUAUUUUAUCUGCAGAUAAUCGUUACAAUAGCUGGCAAGAGGUUGAAGCAGAGUGUAAGGAUGAUCCUGAAGGUCUAGCCCUUAGAUUAGCUGGAAAAGGAGCUGUUUCUGCUGCUCUUGAAGUGGCUGAAAGUGCAGGAUUAUCUGUAGAACUGCGUAGGGAGUUACAAGGUCGUCAACUUGUGAAACUUCUUACUGCAGACCCUCUGAAUGGUGGAGGGCCAGCUGAAGCUUCACGCUUUCUUUCUUGCUUGCGUGAUACUGAAGAUGCUUUUCCUGUAGCCAUGGGUGCAAUGCAGCUGUUACCUAACCUGCGGUCAAAACAACUUCUUGUUCACUUCUUCCUGAAAAGAAGCGGUGGUAACCUGUCAGAUGCUGAGAUUUCUCGGCUUAACUCAUGGGCUUUGGGUCUUAAUUUGUUGGCCGCCUUGCCAUUCCCAUGGCAGCAGAAAUGUUCUUCCUUACAUGAGCAUCCUCAUUUGAUUUUGGAAGUGUUGUUAAUGAGAAAACAAUUGCAAUCAGCCUCUCUGAUACUUAAAGAAUUCCCAUUCCUAAGAAACAACAGCGUGAUUCUCACUUAUGCAGCUAAGGCUAUUGCUACAAGUAUCAUUUCCCCUUCUAGGGAGACUCGUAUUCCAGUGUCAGGUCCAAGAGCGAGGCAAAAGACCAAGACAGGUGCGCCCUCCAGGUCAUCCUUUUCGAACAGUCUAAGUAACCUGCAUAAAGAAGCACGCAGGGCUUUUUCCUGGACACCUCGUAAUACUGGAGAUAAAGCUGCUCCAAAGGAAUCUUACCGAAAAAGGAAAAGUUCUGGAUUAGCACCAUCUGAAGCAGUUGCUUGGGAAGCAAUGGCUGGUAUCCAGGAAGACCGAGUCUCGACAUAUGCUGCUGAUGGACAAGAACGUCUUCCUCCAGUUUCAAUUGCUGAAGAAUUGAUGCUCACAGGUGAUCAAAAUAAGGAUGACGCAAUUCGUUCCUCCCAUAGAUAUGAAAGCACUCCUGAUAUCAUUCUCUUUAAGGCACUUCUUCAAUUGUGCUCUGAUGAAUCAGUAUCAGGAAAAGCUGCAUUGGACUUGUGCAUUAAUCAAAUGAAGAGUGUUUUAAACUCCCAACAGCUUCCUCAUAAUGCCUCAAUGGAAUCAAUUGGUCGUGCAUAUCAUGCUACGGAAACAUUUGUUCAAGGUCUACAUUUUGCAAAAGCUCAAUUGAGAAAGCUUGCUGGAGGAAGUGACUUGUCUAGUAAUUCUGAAAGAAGUAGAGAUGCUGACGAUGCAUCCUCUGAUGCUGGCAGCUCUAGCGUGGGUAGCCAGUCUACUGAUGAGAUGUCUGAAGUCCUAAUGCAAGCAGAUAUUUGGUUAGGACGAGCUGAGCUGCUGCAAAGUCUUCUUGGUUCAGGAAUUGCUGCUUCUCUUGAUGAUAUUGCUGAUCAAGAGUCAUCUGCUCGACUUCGGGAUAGACUGAUUGUAGAUGAACGCUAUAGCAUGGCUGUGUAUACAUGUAAAAAGUGUAAGAUUGAUGUUUUCCCUGUCUGGAAUGCAUGGGGGCAUGCAUUAAUUCGGAUGGAGCACUAUGCACAAGCUCGUGUAAAGUUUAAGCAAGCUCUUCAAUUGUAUAAGGGUGAUACAUCAUCAGUGAUUCUUGAUAUUAUCAAUACAAUAGAAGGAGCUCCACCUAUAGAUGUUUCAGCUGUUCGUUCCAUGUAUGAACACUUGGCUAAAAGUGCUCCAGCAAUUAUGGACGACUCACUCUCUGCUGAUUCAUAUCUUAAUGUUCUAUACAUGCCAUCAACAUUUCCACGCUCUGAAAGAUCAAGACAUUUUGUGGAAUCUGCUGGUGAUGAUCCCUUGCAUGGUAAUGACCUUGAAGAUGGACCUAGAAGUAACCUGGACAGCAUGCGAUACCUUGAAUGUGUUAGUUAUUUACAAGAGUAUGCAUGCCAGCAUUUGCUUGCAUUUAUGUUUAGACAUGGCCAUUACAAGGAUGCUUGCCAGUUGUUUUUUCCUCCAAAUUCUGUUCCAUCACCGCCUCCACCAUCUUCACUUGGGAUGGCAACUUCUUCAUCUUCCCCUCAAAGACCAGAUCCACUGGCUACAGAUUAUGGGGCUAUUGAUGAUCUAUGUGAUCUGUGCAUUGGAUAUGGUGCCAUGCCCGUGUUGGAAGAAGUGAUAUCAACUAGAAUAUCAUCUGCAGGCUCAGAGGAUUCAGGAGUCGAUCAAUAUACAGCUGGAGCACUUGCUCGCAUUUGCAUCUACUGUGAAAACCAUAAGCAUUUCAAUUAUCUGUACCUGUUUCAGGUUAUCAAGAAGGACCACGUUGCUGCUGGCCUUUGCUGCAUUCAGUUGUUCAUGAACUCUUCUUCACUGGAUGAGGCGAUAAAACAUUUGGAGCAUGCCAAGAUGCAUUUUGAUGAAGGAUUGUCAGCAAGAUAUAGAGUUGGGGAUUUGACUAGGGUAGUAACUAAGGGAAGUCGCGGAAAAAGUGCAUCUGAAAAGCUUACUGAAGAAGGACUGGUCAAGUUCUCUGCUCGGGUGGCUAUCCAGGUGGAUGUUGUAAAAUCCUUUAAUGACAUGGAUGGUCCACAAUGGAAAUAUUCACUUUUUGGUAAUCCAAACGAUCCUGAAACUUCCAGGAGAAGAUCUAAAAUUGCAGAGACUCUUACUGAGAAAUUUUUUGAUUUGGCCUUCCAAGUUAUCUAUGAGUUCAGUCUUCCUGCUGUUGAUAUAUAUGCUGGUGUUGCUGCUUCACUUGCUGAGAGGAAAAGGGGUGGGCAGCUGACUGAAUUUUUUAAGAAUAUUAAAGGAACAAUUGAAGAUGAAGAUUGGGAUCAGGUCCUUGGUGCUGCUAUAAAUGUCUAUGCUAACAAACACAAGGAACGACCGGACCGCCUCAUAGACAUGUUAUCUAGUAGCCACAGGAAAGUUCUAGCAUGUGUAGUUUGUGGUCGUCUGAAAAGCGCCUUUCAAAUAGCUUCGCGAAGUGGAAGUGUUGCCGAUGUUCAAUAUGUUGCACAUCAGGCUUUACACGCAAAUGCACUGCCUGUCCUGGAUAUGUGCAAGCAAUGGCUGGCGCAGUAUAUGUGAUUUGUUAUUUUUCCUCCACAAUUGUGCCAAAUGUUUAUGACUGAAGAAUCUAUGUCAGUUCAGUGGUUGUGAAUGGGGAUACUGAAUGGAAAAUUUUUACAUGAGUUGAUGGAUUGGUUGGGCUAUAAAUAGUGUGGGGGUAUAAUUUCUUCCUAACUUGAUAAUGUGAUAUAGAGCUGUUUUCUAUUUAUUGUUGUUGGAGGUAACGAGGAAAACACAAAAUCAAAUAAUUAAGUUUGGAAACAUCAGCGUGGAUUUUGGCUAUUUUGUUGGGUGUUCAGGAAUAAUUUUAUUCCAAGAACGAAGGCAUCAUUGGUUACCAAGACUAAUCCUGAUUAUUCUUAAAUUCAAUUUGGCUGGCUGCAAGGUUUUACAUGAAGCCUGUUUAUUUAGGUUUGUGAGCAAUGAUUGAGAUAUCAAAGCAAUUCAGUGCUGAGACAAACUGUAUAAGUCUAUUUUGUAGUAUGUUAACAACAUUGUUAGGUUAUUCUGUAAUUUUGCAAGCUAUGUCAUGUAACCUAAACGAAAUAUUCUUUUUUAUUGGAUUAAAAAUGAAAUGAUUUUGCA